Messenger RNA from Malus domestica (apple), 2198 nucleotides. RefSeq names its product transcription factor MYB73-like. Gene Ontology annotation, cellular component: nucleus. Gene Ontology annotation, molecular function: DNA-binding transcription factor activity, RNA polymerase II-specific; RNA polymerase II cis-regulatory region sequence-specific DNA binding. Gene Ontology annotation, biological process: regulation of DNA-templated transcription. NCBI's taxonomy places the organism in Eukaryota, Viridiplantae, Streptophyta, Magnoliopsida, Rosales, Rosaceae. The record is from RefSeq and is a predicted model, not a curated record.
AAUUAUUAAUUAAUCUCCCGAAUAUUUGGAAGCGUAAAGAAUGAAGGGGGAAGGUGCAACUUCCUACUAAAAACACAACAACAAAAACCCACUUCUUCUUAAACCCCUCCCUCUCUAAUCUAAUCUCAUCUCUAAUUUCAAGAGAAGUUUCCAAAAAAAAAAAAACAAAGUUCAAAUUAAAAAAUGAACACAAAAAACAGAAAGAAAGAAACGCGUUUGGAGUUAAUUUCCGUUAUGUGAAAUCAGAGCGGUUUUACGGUUCAUGCAUGUCACCACCGACCCCCCUCCAUCUCUUCCACCGAACGGUUAAAACCCACUCAUCAAAUCAAAACUCCCCUCUCUCUCCCAUUCGAAUCCAAAUUUCCAAUCUCUCUGUUCUUAUGAUCGCAUGACGACGAUGGGAGCGAUGAGCAGUGAGGAUCGCGUGACGGGGUCGUGGAACCCGCAGGAGGACGCCACCCUGAUCAAAUUGGUGGCUCAGCACGGCCCCAGCAACUGGUCCCUCAUCAGCACCGGCAUUCCCGGCCGCUCCGGCAAGUCCUGCCGCCUCCGCUGGUGCAACCAGCUCUGCCCCACCGUCCAGCACAAGCCCUUUUCGCCUCAGGAGGACUCCAUUAUAAUCCAGGCCCACGCCCUCCACGGAAACAAGUGGGCCACCAUCGCCCGCCUCCUUCCCGGCCGCACCGACAACGCCAUCAAGAACCACUGGAACUCCACUCUGCGGCGGUGGCGGCGCCAACUCGCCAAGUUGUCUUCCGAGUCGUCCUGUUCCGACUCGGCGGCCGCGCACGGGGAAGAGCCGGACUUGAAGCGGCAGUGCCUACGCGCGUCGCCGGAGCAUGAGAGUUUGAAGGCGGACGCGGGAGGGGAGGGAGUGAUAGUCAAGACGUCGCUGACGCUAUCGCCGCCUGGUGAGAAUGCGGAGAACGAUGUCGCUGUGAAAAGUGAGGAGGAAGAACACGAUCGCGAAGCGGUGGACAAUAACGACGAUGGGGAGAAAUGUGCGGUGGAGAUGGAUGAGACGUGUUUGCUGACGAUCAUGCAGCGGAUGAUAGCGCAGGAAGUCAGGAAUUACAUCUACGGCUUACGGCCCGAUGGUGGGCCCACAUUUGGACUGCACUCCGCGCAUCAAAACGAAAACGACGCGUAACGUCGAUUACUUGGAAGGUUUCAUUUUUCAAUAUUUUUCCUUUUUCUUUUAGUUUCUUCGGUUGGGUGAAAUUUCGGUUUCAAAAUCUUGGUGAACCUGGAAACCUCUCGUAUGCAGUGUAAUGCUUUUACUUGCGGGCACUAGAAAUACAAGAGAUUAAUAUGCCACAUUGAAAAGUACGAUGGGUUGAGACGUAACCACAUUGAAUAGAACAACAUAUUGGGGCGUAGCCACAUUGAAUAGAAUGCAUGUGAUGCACCACGCUCUAAUCCCGCAGAGGAAACCUAAUACUAAUAUGGAUUUAGAUGUGACGUAAACCGAAACUACGAGAACAAGCAUCUGCAUCGAUACAUAGAAACAGACCACGUCGGUUCCAAAAUGUUUUGAUACACAUACAGGAGACUUCGGUUGAUGAACAAUCAACCCAACAGAAACGCUAAAACAAGAACGUUCCAAACCUACGUUUUAGUUAACCACAUUUCCUGCACAAAACUACACAUCUCAUAGCAGAGUUCCGCUCUCAAAAUAUAACAACGCGGUGCUUUUGUUACAAAAAUUCCAGCUUAAUGCUUCAUUGAAAUCAAUCAACCUAUCCAAAAUUUAAAACCCUACACAGAAUGAACAUCCAAUGCGAAGCACACAUGUUCAUCGACAUUGGGGAUUCCAAAUUUUCGCCAUUGGGCGUGCCUAAACCAAAAACCCUGACCAAAUUAAGUUAGAUCAUUACCCAGAACAAUGGUGUCAACCAGUCAAUCAAAAGGGUAUCGGCUCCUAAACCCAACAGUGAACCCUAAACAGAUAAUUUCCCGUAACAUACCCCGCCUAUGUCAAACUCUUAAAACACAAAUGAAUGAAACAUUGCAUAGCGAAAUAUAAACAGAUUAACAUCAAAAUAUUCCAAAUCGCCACCGAUGCUAUAGGAUAUAAAAAUAAAUUAUCUGACUGAACUGAUUAAAGCAAAACUUGUUCCAAACGAUAACACAAAGCGUACAAAACGACUACAAGUUCACUAAUGGGGUACUGAUUACUUGAUUAGACAACAAAACAU